Pseudophryne corroboree (corroboree frog) is the source of this 7480-nucleotide messenger RNA. Its product is annotated as zinc finger protein 605-like. The record is from RefSeq and is a predicted model, not a curated record. The transcript is spliced from 7 exons. NCBI's taxonomy places the organism in Eukaryota, Metazoa, Chordata, Amphibia, Anura, Myobatrachidae. The coding region runs from base 301 to 2994 and encodes 897 amino acids.
CUCCUCCUUCCUUCUAUCAUUCCCACAAGGCAGCAGGAGCAGAGAGCAGCCAUUGCUGUGUCUGGCAGCAGGUUACACAGUAGUGAAGAAGAUAUCCGGUGAGUGUGAGACACCGAGCAGCCAUCCCCGUGUGUCAGGAAGAAGAAAGACCCAGAGCCUCAUCUCGGUGCCUCCACCUCACUCACUGACACAUGACACAUUGACCAGAAGAUCCUGGAACUCACCAACAAGAUCAUUCAGCUGCUGACUGGAGAGGAGGGGGAGUAUAUAGAGGAACACAGGGGUCUAUACAAGGACGUGAUGAUGGAGAAUCACUGGCCCCUCACAUCACUGGAUGGGCCCAGUAACAGAGAUACCCCAGAGAGAUGUCUCCGUCCUCUGUAUUCCCAGUAUUGUACAGAGGAGAACCACAGGACCCCACAGGAGGAUCAGGUAGAACGUCUGUCUGAUAUUAAAAUAGAAGGUACAGAGGUAGAAGAAGAGACGUAUGUGACUGAUAUGAAGGCAGAAGAUAUAGAGGGAGAAGAAGAGACGUAUAUGACUGAUAUAAAGGCAGAAGAUAUAGAGGGAGAAGAAGAGACGUAUGUGACUGAUAUAAAGGGAGAAGAUAUAGAGGGAGAAGAAGAGACGUAUGUGACUUAUAUAAAGGCAGAAGAUAUAGAGGGAGAAGAAGAGACGUAUGUGACUGAUAUAAAGGCAGAAGAUAUAGAGGGAGAAGAAGAGACGUAUGUGACUGAUAUAAAGGCAGAAGAUAUAGAGGGAGAAGAAGAGACGUAUGUGACUGAUAUAAAGGCAGAAGAUACAGAAGGAGAAGAAGAGACGUAUGUGACUGAUAUAAAUGCAGAAGAUACAGAGGGAGAAGAAGAGACGUAUGUGACUGAUAUAAAGGCAGAAGAUAAAGAGGGAGAAGAAGAGACGUAUGUGACUGAUAUAAAGGUAGAAGAUAUAGAGGGAGAAGAAGAGACGUAUGUGACUGAUAUGAAGGCAGAAGAUAUAGAGGGAGAAGAAGAGACGUAUGUGAGGGGUGAUCAGCUGUGUAAGGAGGAGGAGAUCCCUACAGAUAUCAGCACAGCAGAUGGACACACAAGCAGGAAUAUCUCAGAAGGACAACUAAUGUUAUCCCCGGAUUGUGACAUAAAAGAUAAUGACAGUAGACAGGAUUCUCCAGGAGAUAAUCCCAUUACCCCAAUUAUACAUCCAGCUCUAUCAGCUGAUCCCCCUGAUCCUGGGAAAUGUUCUCCUGAUCACUCUGAUAUUGGUGCAUCUGUUACAGCUCUGACAGUAGAUACAGAGUUUCCAUGUUCUAUAGAUGCCAAAUGUUUUACACAGAACACAAAGCCUAUUACCCAUCAUCCAGCUAAGGCAUGUGAGAGGCCACUGAUAUGUUCUGAGUGUGGGAAAUGUUUUACAAAGAAAUCAGCUCUUGUUACACAUCACAGAAGUCACACAGGUGAGAAGCCGUUUUCCUGUUCUGAGUGUGGGAAAUGUUUUACACAGAAAUCAGCUCUUGUUACACAUCAGAGAAGUCACACAGGUGUGAAGCCGUUUUCCUGUUCUGAGUGUGGGAAAUGUUUUGCAUUGAAAUCAGUUCUUGUUAAACAUCAGAAUAGUCACUCAGGUGAGAAGCCGUUUUCCUGUUAUGAGUGUGGGAAAUGUUUUGCAUGCAACUCAAAUCUUGCUACACAUCAGAGAAGUCACACAGGUGAGAAGCCGUUUUCCUGUUCUGAGUGUGGGAAAUGUUUUGCACGCAACUCAAAUCUUGCUACACAUCAGAGAAAUCACACAGGUGAGAAGCCGUUUUCCUGUUCUGAGUGUGGGAAAUGUUUUGCAUGGAAAUCAGAUCUUGUUACACAUCAGAGAAGUCACACAGGUGAGAAGCCGUUUUCCUGUUCUGAGUGUGGGAAAUGUUUUACAAAGAAAUCAGCUCUUGUUACACAUCAGAGAAGUCACACAGGUGAGAAGCCGUUUUCCUGUUCUGAGUGUGGGAAAUGUUUUACACAGAAAUCAGUUCUUGUUACACAUCAGAGAAGUCACACAGGUGUGAAGCCGUUUUCCUGUUCUGAGUGUGGGAAAUGUUUCGCAUUUAAAUCAGUUCUUGUUAAACAUCAGAAUAGUCACUCAGGUGAGAAGCCGUUUUCCUGUUCUGAGUGUGGGAAAUGGUUUACACAGAAAUCAUCUCUUGUUACACAUCAGAGAAGUCACACAGGUGAGAAGCCGUAUUCCUGUUCUGAGUGUGGGAAAUGUUUCACACAGAAAUCACAUCUUGUUACACAUCAGAGAUGUCACACAGGUGAGAGGCCAUUUCCAUGUUCUGAGUGUGGAAAAUGUUUUACCUGGAAAUCACAACUUGUUAUACAUCAGCGAAGUCACACAGGUGAGAGGCCAUUUCCAUGUUCUGAGUGUGGGAAAUGUUUUGCACUCAAAUCAGGUCUUGUUAGACAUAACAAAAGUCACAUAGGUGAGAAGCCAUUUUCUUGCUCUGAGUGCGGGAAAUGUUUUAUCCGGAAAUCACAACUUGUUACACAUCAGCGAAGUCACACAGGUGAGAUGUCAUUUGCAUGUUCUGAGUGUGGGAAAUGUUUUGCACUCAAAUCAGAUCUUGUUAGACAUAACAGAAGUCACACAGGUGAGAAGCCAUUUUCUUGCUCUGAGUGUAGGAAAUGUUUUAUCCGGAAAUCACAACUUGUUAUACAUCAGAGAAGUCACACAGGUGAGAGGCCAUUUCCAUGUUCUGAGUGUGGGAAAUGUUUUGCAUGCAAAUCAGAUCUUGUUAUACAUCAGAGAAGUCACACAGGUGAGAAACCAUUUUCUUGCACUGAAUGUGGGAAAUGUUUUGCACAAAAAUCACAACUUGUUACACAUCAGCGAAAUCACACAGGUGAGAAGCCAUUUUCUUGCUCUGAGUGCCGGAAAUGUUUUAUCCGGAAAUCACAACUUGUUACACAUCAGCGAAGUCACACAGGUGAGAAGCCAGUUCCAUGUUCUGAGAAAUAAAUCAGCUCUUGUUGCAUGCAAUAGACCACUCAGGUGAGGAACCAUUUCAGUAUUCUGGAGUAUACUACUUAGUGCCAUGCAUUGUUCUUCAAGGUUCUUAUCCUAUCUCCUAUGCUUUUUGCAAUAUACAUGCUACCACUGCUAUGUCGAUGACCUGUCUCUUGCUCCAGGUACUGAGAACCCAGUACCAAUCCUAAAUGGUUGUCUAGCUGAGCUCCAGGUGUGGGUUAUGCCAGUUGGCUGUGACUCAGUCCUGGUGAAACAGGUCCAUAUAAUAGAAGCUCACCAACAAAGGGCAGGGCUACAACUCAGCUUUGUUACCAACCAGACUUACGCUUGGGGGUUCAGAGUUACAAAAUGCUGAUCAUGUGCAGAAUCUUGGUGUCCUGGAUGGUGGAGUGACAUUUAGACACCAGGUAUCAGCCACAAUCAGAUCCUCAUCUGAGGAACAUAGCCAGACUCCAGCACUUUAUUCCCUCAGAAGAUCUACCUACAGUAAUACAUGCACUUGUAUCAUCACGCAUAGACUACUGCAAUGGCCUCUACCUGGGUCUCCCAGCAAUAGAAUUGCACCGGUUGUAGCUUGUACAGAAUGCAGCAGCCAGGCUGUUACCUAUCCAGCCCGUUCCUGCCACGUAACACCCAUUCUCUGCUUCCUUCACCGGCUGCCUGUAAGAUGGUGACUCUGGGCCUAAUUCAGGUUGGACUACAGUGUGUGAUCCAAAUGGAAUUAUUCAGAAAAAGUUGUGGAUGCAUGCGCAGCGACCAUCCUGCACAUGCGUCUGCAUUCUCUAUGGGGGGGCUGCAGACAAUGCGAUUACUUCUUGUUAAUCAGGCAGAGGCGGUCACGGGGUGGGGGUAAUGCUCCAUUUCCAGGGAGAAGAUGGAGCAUUGCAAGUGUGGUGCGGCGAGAAAGGGAGGUGGACAAACAGGGGUGAGAUCACGGUGGCAUCACACGCAGCCAUCGCAAUCAAGAAGAAUGCGGUAGGGAUCCUGCGGGCACAGCUAAGCUGGCAAGAUGCUUCACUAAUUUCUAAGAUGAAGCAGAAAUUGUGAAGCGAUCGUAAUUUCUGCUUCAUCAAGGGGCAAGGUGCCGGCCAGCAUACUGGGCGGCCUUGCCUUGCGAUGGACGGCCCCCUGCACGCUAGAAAAAGGAUUGCUAAUUAGCAUCUGCUAUCCUUACUGACUUACAGAAUCUUACUGACUCUCCCAGCCCUACAUGACCAGGGUCCAUGUAUCAGAAGCAGCUUCUGCCUCCUUACUGACUUACAGUAGGCCUCUAUUACAUAAUCUUACUGACUCUCCCAGCCCUACAUGACCAGGGUCCAUGUACCAGAAGCAGGUUCUGCCUCCUUACUGACUUACUGUAGGCCCCUAUUACACAAUCUUACUGACUCUCCCAGCCCUACAUGACCAGGGUCCAUGUACCAGAAGCAGCUUCUGCCUCCUUACUGACUUACUGUAGGACCCUAUUACAUAAUCUUACUGACUCUCCCAGCCCUACAUGACCAGGAUCCAUGUACCAGAAGCAGCUUCUGCCUCCUUACUGUAGGCACCUUAUUACAUAAUCUUACUGACUCUCCCAGCCCUACAUGACCAGGGUCCAUGUACCAGAAGCAGCUUCUGCCUCCUUACUGGCUUACUGUAGGCCCCUAUUACAUAAUCUUACUGACUCUCCCAGCCCUACAUGACCAGGGUCCAUGUACCAUAAGCAGCUUCUGCCUCCUUACUGACUUACUGUAGGCCCCCUAUUACACAAUCUUACUGACUCUCCCAGCCCUACAUGACCAGGGUCCAUGUACCAGAAGCAGCUUCUGCCUCCUUACUGACUUACUGUAGGCCCCUAUUACAUAAUCUUACUGACUCUCCCAGCCCUACAUGACCAGGGUCCAUGUACCAGAAGCAGCUUCUGCCUCCUUACUGACUUACUGUAGGCACCCUAUUACAUAAUCUUACUGACUCUCCCAGCCCUACAUGACCAGGAUCCAUGUACCAGAAGCAGCUUCUGCCUCCUUACUGUAGGCACCUUAUUACAUAAUCUUACUGACUCUCCCAGCCCUACAUGACCAGGGUCCAUGUACCAGAAGCAGCUUCUGCCUCCUUACUGGCUUACUGUAGGCCCCUAUUACAUAAUCUUACUGACUCUCCCAGCCCUACAUGACCAGGGUCCAUGUACCAUAAGCAGCUUCUGCCUCCUUACUGACUUACUGUAGGCCCCCUAUUACACAAUCUUACUGACUCUCCCAGCCCUACAUGACCAGGGUCCAUGUACCAGAAGCAGCUUCUGCCUCCUUACUGACUUACUGUAGGCCCCUAUUACAUAAUCUUACUGACUCUCCCAGCCCUACAUGACCAGGGUCCAUGUACCAGAAGCAGCUUCUGCCUCCUUACUGACUUACUGUAGGCACCCUAUUACAGAAUCUUACUGACUCUCCCAGCCCUACAUGACCAGGGUCCAUGUUCCAGAAGCAGCUUCUGCCUCCUUACUGACUUACUGUAGGCCCUGUUACACAAUCUUACUGACUCUCCCAGCCCUACACGACCAGGGUCCAUGUACCAGAAGCAGCUUCUGCCUCCUUACUGACUUACUGUAGGCCCCUAUUACACAAUCUUACUGACUCUCCCAGCCCUACAUGACCAGGGUCCAUGUAUCAGAAGCAGCUUCUGCCUCCUUACUGACUUACAGUAGGCCUCUAUUACAUAAUCUUACUGACUCUCCCAGCCCUACAUGACCAGGGUCCAUGUACCAGAAGCAGGUUCUGCCUCCUUACUGACUUACUGUAGGCCCCUAUUACACAAUCUUACUGACUCUCCCAGCCCUACAUGACCAGGGUCCAUGUACCAGAAGCAGCUUCUGCCUCCUUACUGACUUACUGUAGGCCCCUAUUACAUAAUCUUACUGACUCUCCCAGCCCUACAUGACCAGGGUCCAUGUACCAGAAGCAGCUUCUGCCUCCUUACUGACUUACUGUAGGCCCCUAUUACAGAAUCUUACUGACUCCCAGCCCUACAUGACCAGGGUCCAUGUACCAGAAGCAGCUUCUGCCUCCUUACUGACUUACUGUAGGCCCCUAUUACAUAAUCUUACUGACUCUCCCAGCCCUACAUGACCAGGGUCCAUGUACCAGAAGCAGCUUCUGCCUCCUUACUGACUUACAGUAGGCCCCUAUUACAUAAUCUUACUGACUCCCAGCCCUACAUGACCAGGGUCCAAGUACCAGAAGCAGCUUCUGCCUUCUUACUGACUUACUGUAGGCCUCUAUUACAUAAGCUUACUGACUCUCCCAGCCCUACAUGACCAGGGUCCAUGUACCAAAAGCAGCUUCUGCCUCCUUACUGACUUACUGUAGGCACCCUAUUACAUAAUCUUACUGACUCUCCCAGCCCUACAUGACCAGGGUCCAUGUACCAGAAGCAGCUUCUGCCUCCUUACUGACUUACUGUAGGCCCCUAUUACACAAUCUUACUGACUCUCCCAGCCCUACAUGACCAGGGUCCAUGUAUCAGAAGCAGCUUCUGCCUCCUUACUGACUUACUGUAGGCCUCUAUUACAUAAUCUUACUGACUCUCCCAGCCCUACAUGACCAGGGUCCAUGUAUCAGAAGCAGCAUCUGCCUCCUUACUGACUUACAGUAGGCCUCUAUUACAUAAUCUUACUGACUCUCCCAGCCCUACAUGACCAGGGUCCAUGUACCAGAAGCAGGUUCUGCCUCCUUACUGACUUACUGUAGGCCCCUAUUACACAAUCUUACUGACUCUCCCAGCCCUACAUGACCAGGGUCCAUGUACCAGAAGCAGCUUCUGCCUCCUUACUGACUUACUGUAGGCCCCUAUUACAUAAUCUUACUGACUCUCCCAGCCCUACAUGACCAGGGUCCAUGUACCAGAAGCAGCUUCUGCCUCCUUACUGACUUACUGUAGGCCCCUAUUACAGAAUCUUACUGACUCCCAGCCCUACAUGACCAGGGUCCAUGUACCAGAAGCAGCUUCUGCCUCCUUACUGACUUACUGUAGGCCCCUAUUACAUAAUCUUACUGACUCUCCCAGCCCUACAUGACCAGGGUCCAUGUACCAGAAGCAGCUUCUGCCUCCUUACUGACUUACAGUAGGCCCCUAUUACAUAAUCUUACUGACUCCCAGCCCUACAUGACCAGGGUCCAUGUAUCAGAAGCAGCUUCUGCCUCCUUACUGACUUACAGUAGGCCUCUAUUACAUAAUCUUACUGACUCUCCCAGCCCUACAUGACCAGGGUCCAUGUAUCAGAAGCAGCUUCUGCCUCCUUACUGACUUACAGUAGGCCUCUAUUACAUAAUCUUACUGACUCUCCCAGCCCUACAUGACCAGGGUCCAUGUACCAGAAGCAGGUUCUGCCUCCUUACUGACUUACUGUAGGCCCCUAUUACACAAUCUUACUGAUUCUCCCAGCCCUACAUGACCAGGGUCCAUGUACCAGAAGCAGCUUCUGCCUCCUUACUGACUUACUGUA